Sporothrix brasiliensis 5110 is the source of this 1152-nucleotide messenger RNA. RefSeq lists its product as uncharacterized. The coding region runs from base 1 to 1152 and encodes 383 amino acids. Lineage: Eukaryota; Fungi; Ascomycota; Sordariomycetes; Ophiostomatales; Ophiostomataceae. The transcript has 3 exons. The record is from RefSeq and is a predicted model, not a curated record.
AUGGAGCAGUGGUACGGAACAGCCCCUGGUCUGCCCGUCUCGUCUUCGCCGCGCGUUGUGCACGUUCGGCCCGUGCGGCCUCAUCGACCUCGACCUACGCUGCCCGUCAAAGUCAAGAUGGAGCCCGAAAGCGACGAUGAAAAACCCAGUGCAUGGGAGAGCCCACCCAAUACGCACCAAUCGAUCAGCGGAGACAGACCACCCAGCGUGAUGUCGGUCUGUUCGGACAACGGGACGUCGUCGUCGUCAUCGUCGUCGUCGCCGGCCAGCGGAGCGGGCGAGUCGGACGGUUCGUCGCAGCAUUCGUCGGCACAACGCUCUGUGGCGUCGCCUUCGCAGCACUCGCUGUCCUCGUCGCCCCCCCGCUCGACGUCCUCCGCCGACCGGCAGCAACCGUCGCCCCCAACGCCUGCCUCCAACGCCGCCGGCACCGUUCCGCUUGUCACGCCGCUGCGCGACCUCGACUCUUUGGACGCCUGGGAGACCAGUCUGCAGGCCAACCUGCGGUACCACGGUCUGGCCGGAUUUCUCGAAGAGGGGGGCGGCGGCGACGUCAAGCCCACGCACCCGGACAGCCUUGCCUAUGCUCAAAAGCGGAAGCGGAAGGCGACAAAGGAGGAGCGCAAACGCAAACACAAGCAGAAGCGGAAGCGGGCGACGGCGGCCGGGGACAAUGUGGACGCCAGCGGUCGUCUGCCAGCGAGUCCGCGCAGCAGCCCGUCGGCGCAGAGCGAGGGCCCGCCGCCCACGCCACCCACGCCGCCCACGCCGCCCACGGAGAGCGCCACCCCAGCCGGCUACAACCCCAAAAUCAAAAACCCCCGCCACCACUACGACGCCGCCGUCGCCUUCAUGGCCCGCCGCGCGUGCCUGACAGGGCACGUCGCCGCCCUCGUCGCCCGCUUCGGCACGGCCGACCGCGCCGCCUGCGACAGCCUGGCCGCGUACCAGCACCUGCUGAUGGACACGCGCCGGCGGCUGGCGCGGCUGGGCGCCGACCCGGGCGACGGAUUUGCCGUGUGGGUGGCCCUGGCCGGCCUCAAGGACGCGCACCGGCGCUGGCACGGGACGCUGGUGGCGCAGCGGGCGCAGGGGCGGCUGGACUGGGACGGGCUGAUGGCCGCGAUGGCAGGGCGCGCCUGCCGGGAGUGA